AUGGCGCUGCUGAGCCCGCGCGUGCCGCGGCUGCCGCCCUCCACCUUCACCUUCGCCGCCGCGGCCGGUGCCCCGUGCUUUGGCCGUGCCACGAGGUGCCAGGCGACGGCGGCGGGCGGCGUGGCGGCCGCGGGGCCCCCGUCGUCGGAGCUGGAUGCCAUCCAGUGGGGCAGCGCCAAGCUGCAGGGCGUUCGCGACGAGAUGGAGGAUGAGGUCUUGCUCCGCCCGGGCUCCCUCCUCGACGGCUUCUCCUUCGCCGCCGUCUUGGAUGGACACGCCGGCUUCUCCGCCGUCCAGGACGAGCUGUACAAGGAGUGCGCAGCCGCGUUGGACGGCGGCGCGGUGCUCAGCACUAAGAAUCUCGACGCUAUCACAGCCUCCAUCCAGCGUGCCUUCGCCGCUGUCGACGCCAAGCUCUCCACCUGGCUCGAGCAAGCGGACAAGGACAACGACUCUGGUGCUACGGCAACUGCCAUGUUUCUCAGGAACGAUGUCCUUGUUGUCUCGCACAUUGGGGACUCUUGCUUGGUGAUAUCACGCAGUGGAAGACCUGAAGCUUUGACCAGCUCUCAUCGACCAUAUGGGAACAACAAAACGUCCCUUGAAGAGGUCAAGAGGAUCAGAGCAGCAGGUGGAUGGAUUGUUGAUGGGCGCAUAUGUGGAGACAUAUCUGUAUCUCGUGCUUUUGGGGACAUAAGAUUUAAGACACGAAAGAAUGAAAUGCUGGUGAAAGGAGUUAAAGAAGGAAGGUGGACUGAUAAGUUCAUCUCACGAAUAAAAUUUAAAGAUGAUCUAAUAAUCUCGUCACCUGAUGUAUCUCUGGUAGAGCUUGGACCAGAUGUUGAAUUUGUUCUAUUAGCAACUGAUGGUCUUUGGGAUUACAUAAAAAGCUCUGAAGCUGUAGCUUUUGUCAGAGAUCAACUACGUCAACAUGGUGAUGUCCAGUUGGCCUGUGAGGCACUUGGUCAGAAAGCUCUGGUAUUGAUGCCUGCCACAUUCAUCUUUUCUGUUCUUUUCUUUUUGAUCAACGGUCCCAAGACAAUAUUAGCAUAG
Miscanthus lutarioriparius is the source of this 1053-nucleotide messenger RNA. The record is from the annotation of a GenBank genome assembly. NCBI's taxonomy places the organism in Eukaryota, Viridiplantae, Streptophyta, Magnoliopsida, Poales, Poaceae.